UAUUUUUUUAUUCUUCCACCUAUUUCCUGUGGUUGUUCUUUUAAUCUCAAUAUGGAAACUGGAAGAAGAGAUGUGGGAAAUCUGCCCAGCGCUCACCAAUACUGUCACUUCCAAGUGAGCGCCAGUAGCACCAGGACCUGAUCGGGUUGGAUUUUCCUCCUCCUGGGCCUGGGUGGCAGAGAAGAAUGCACCCGGACCUCCCUAAAUGGUCUCCGGAGCCCCCUUCCUUGGCUUGCUGGCAGCAUGGGGGAGUGAAGUUGCAGGGAUAAUAAGUUCCAGGCUAGGCAGUGGCAUCGCAAUCAGGUAGUGACGAGGGUGGCCAGAGGGUCGGGUUUGUACUCGGGCAGCGAGAGCUGAGUGCGGCAGCGAGAGCUGAGUGCGCGCGAGGGAUAGGCGGCCGUUGGGGGCACGCUGCUGGUUCCCAGGGGACAGACUGACGCCGCUGUGCAGGCUCAGAGCAGCAGGGCCAGCCUGACACAGCCAGGCCCCGGGGCCCACCAUGGAUGCCAAAACCACCAAGAACCCCACAGGGAGCUUGCAACAGCAGCGUCCCACACGCCCAGGAGCUUCCACAGCUCCGGUGCCACCACGCCCUGGGCGGACGGUGCAACCCUCACGCUCUGGGUCGGGGGCGGAGCCCUCUCGCCCUGGGGCGGCGCCCUCUCGCCCUGGGACCGUGGCGCCCUCUCGCCCUGGGAUGGCGGCACCCUCUCGCCCAGGGACGGCGGCACCCUCUCGCCCAGGGACCGCGGCACCCUCUCGCCAAGGGGCAUCCAAGCAACCGGAGAAUACAGGACCCAGGAUGCAGCAGGGUGCAGCCUCAAGGAUACCCAAGGGCCAAGAGAAGUCCUCCAUCCAACAGCGUGCUGAAGGACGGGCCAAAGUCCCGCUCAAAUUCAGGGACAGCUUCAAGCGUUUUUUCUUCUCGCCCAAGGGGAUGUUGAAGAUCCUGAGGCUGGGUCUUAUCCUAGGAGCAUUAAUUUGUUUCAUCAUUGCCAAAGCCUAUGAGCCGUAUAUAGCCAUCACAGUUCUGGAAAUGUGCAUCGUUCUUUUUUUUAUUCUAAUAUAUAUGCUAACCCUUCACCACUUGCUGGUUUUUUUAGAUUGGCCCUUACUUGAUCUUAUCAACAGUAUCAUUACAGCUAUGUUCCUUUUAAUAGUUGCCAUCUUGGCGAUGCAAGAAAUGGAAAGAAGGCAUUUAUUCUAUGUUGGAGGGAUCCAGUGUCUCAUGGCGGCAAUGGUGUGUGUCCUGGAUGCGAUGCUGGCCACCAAGAUCAUGAGGGAGAAAAUAAAAAGAUUCCUGGGAAUCGAAUUAGACACCAAUGCCUCCCUGCUCCUGGAACCCAUCCCUGAGAAAGCACAGGAAACCAAGUCAUUCUGGAGGCUAUUCUCGAAAGCACCCACACCAGCACCCGCGAAAGCAGACACACCGGCACCUGGGAAAGCACCUGCGAAAACAGGCACGCCGGCACCCGCGAAAGCACCUGAGAAGGCACCCGCAAAAGCGGGCACGCCGGCACCCGCGAGAGCACCUGCGAAAGCACCCGCGAAAACCCCCACCUCGGACGCCAGGCGCACACCCCCCCAGGUGUCCUCAAUGGUAUCCUCGCGGCCAUCCUCGGUGCCAGCAUCCUCGGUGCCAUCCUCGCGGCCAUCCUUGCGGACACCCGCACGGACAUAAACGUUGGUGCUUCGUCCCUCUCGCUAAUCCCAGCACUGAGCUUGCAUGCUGUCACCCAUCCCGGCCCACAUGUCAUCAUAAAGUCAGGGCUGCUAAGUUGGGAACAUGUGCUUCCUCGUGUUGCCUUGUGUAAAAGUCGAGUUACCUUCUUCCGCGGCCGCUGAGCCCGCGCGCGGCGCGGGACGAGGCUGCCCAGGGGCGGGUGGCCAAGGCCCUGACCCGGGGCGGGGGGGGGGCGCCAGGGCGGGGCGGGGGCUCCGGCUCGCAGGUGUGCGGCGCUGGCGGCACCCGCCCGACACGGCCCGGGUCCUCGCAGUGCGCGGGGCGGCCGCAACCAGGUGAGGCCGCAGCCAGGUGAGGCCGCAGCCAGGUGACGGCGCAGCCAGGUGAGGGCGCAGCCAGGUGAGGCCGCAGCCAGGUGAAGGCGCAGCCAGGUGAGGCCGC
Nyctereutes procyonoides (raccoon dog) is the source of this 2125-nucleotide messenger RNA. RefSeq names its product CKLF-like MARVEL transmembrane domain-containing protein 2. The transcript is spliced from 4 exons. The record is from RefSeq and is a predicted model, not a curated record. NCBI's taxonomy places the organism in Eukaryota, Metazoa, Chordata, Mammalia, Carnivora, Canidae. Bases 500 to 1681 code for a protein of 393 amino acids. Gene Ontology annotation, cellular component: membrane.